Impatiens glandulifera is the source of this 2052-nucleotide messenger RNA. RefSeq names its product ABC transporter G family member 14-like. The transcript has 5 exons. The record is from RefSeq and is a predicted model, not a curated record. The coding region runs from base 1 to 1836 and encodes 611 amino acids. Gene Ontology annotation, molecular function: ATP hydrolysis activity; ATP binding; ABC-type transporter activity. Gene Ontology annotation, cellular component: membrane. NCBI's taxonomy places the organism in Eukaryota, Viridiplantae, Streptophyta, Magnoliopsida, Ericales, Balsaminaceae.
AUGGGAAAUCCAACUUCCAUCGCAAACUCUAAUAUUUUUCAACCCAAACAUCCAUUCCCCAUCAUUCUUAAGUUUGAAGAUGUAGUUUACAAAAUCGGAACAACCUCCGAAAAAACCAUACUUAAUCGCCUCACCGGGAUGAUCUCUCCCGGUGAGCUUCUCGCCAUGCUAGGUCCUUCCGGUAGCGGCAAAACCACCCUCCUAACCGCCUUAGGCGGCCGUCUUCACGGAAAUCUCACCGGAAAAAUCACAUACAACGGCCAACUUUAUUCCGGGUCAAUAAAGAGACGAAUCGGAUUCGUAGCUCAAUUUGAUGUUCUUUACCCACAUUUAACCGUAUUUGAAACCCUCUUAUUCACAGCCCUCCUUAGACUACCCGAAUCCAUGACCCGACCCGAGAAAACCCAACAUGUGGAACAAGUUAUUAAUGAACUAGGAUUGAACCGGGUACGGUCAACUAUGAUUGGUGGACCGCUUUUUCGAGGGAUUUCUGGUGGGGAGAAGAAAAGAGUGAGUUUAGGGCAAGAAAUGCUUAUAAACCCUAGUUUGUUGCUUUUGGAUGAGCCGACUUCGGGUCUUGACUCGACGACGGCUCAACGGAUUAUGACGACAUUGAAACGGUUGGCGAGCGGUGGUCGGACGGUUGUUACAACCAUACAUCAACCUUCAAGUAGACUCUAUCAUAUGUUUGAUAAAGUUAUGCUUUUGUCGGAAGGAUGUCCGAUUUAUUAUGGAAGUGGAUCAAAUGCUCUUGAUUAUUUUUCUUCAAUUGGAUUCUCUACUUCACUAACGGUUAAUCCAUCGGAUCUUCUACUCGAUCUUGCAAAUGGGAUUGGACCAGAUUCCAAACAAGGAUUUGAGCAAGGGGAGAACUCAGAACAAGAGAAAAAGGAAGUGAGGGAUCUUCUUGUUUCUUCUUAUGAGAAGAACAUUUUAGUGACAUUGAAAGCUGAGCUUUCCAUUUCUGAUAAUAUUAUUAACCCUAAAGAUGCUUCCAUAAGAAGCAAAGGAAAAUGUGAGGAUCAAUGGUGCACAAGCUGGUGGCAUCAAUUCAAGGUGCUUGUAAUGAGAGGUAUUAGAGAAAGAAGAUUUGAAGCCUUUAAUAGAUUAAGAAUCUUCCAAGUCAUAAGUGUUGCUGUUCUUGGUGGAUUGCUAUGGUGGCAUACCCCAUCUUCCCACCUUCAAGAUCGCACUGCCAUGUUAUUCUUCUUCUCCGUCUUUUGGGGAUUUUACCCGUUAUACAAUGCUGUCUUCACCUUCCCACAAGAACGCGCCAUCCUUGUCAAAGAGCGUUCCUCGGGAAUGUAUAGACUCUCCUCUUACUUCCUAGCCAAGAGCGUCGGCGAUCUCCCACUUGAACUCGCCCUCCCAACCGCUUUCACCCUCAUUCUAUACUUCAUGGGGGGUCUAAAUCCUAAACCACAAGCUUUUUGUUUAUCUCUCGUUGUCAUUCUAUUCAAUGUCCUAGUUUCGCAGAGCCUAGGUCUCGCGUUUGGGGCCAUCUUGAUGGAUGUCAAGAAAGCAACCACCUUGGGGUCGGUCACGACACUCGUGUUCCUCAUCGCUGGAGGUUAUUAUGUUCAAAAGAUACCUCCUUUCAUUGCUUGGUUGAAGUAUUUGAGUUAUAGUUAUUAUUGUUAUAAGUUACUUCUCGGAGUUCAAUACGGGGAAAAUGACUAUUAUGAAUGUUCCGAGGGGGUAUAUUGUCGGGUGGCGGAUUUUCCGGCAGUUAAAUCGGUUGGUUUGGAUGGUUUUUGGGUCGAUGUGGUGGUGAUGGCGGCAAUGCUGGUUGGGUAUCGGCUCAUAGCUUAUUUGGCGCUUCAAAGGGUGCGUUAAAUAUUGCAGAUGAGAUUAAAAAACCAUAAUAACUAUAAUUUGAAGCAUAAAAUUGUGGCAUCAAAUGAUGUAACACUUAGUUACAAAUUGAGGAUGACAAUUAAGACAUAGAGUUUUGUAUUUCCUCAAUUGAAGGAAUAAAGGAAAGAAAAGUAAUGAAAGUUAUAGAUGUGAUAAACAAAUUACUAUUUUAGUAUUAUUUAUGAUUUUGAGGUA